Messenger RNA from Babjeviella inositovora NRRL Y-12698, 2828 nucleotides. RefSeq names its product Fgr47p (gene FGR47). The transcript has a single exon. The coding region runs from base 276 to 2741 and encodes 821 amino acids. Lineage: Eukaryota; Fungi; Ascomycota; Pichiomycetes; Serinales. The record is from RefSeq and is a predicted model, not a curated record.
GCAACUACUUAUCGGCUCAAGACUUUAUCGUUUCAACGUGUCUGAUAUCGCUUUAGUUUUACGUUGGCGCUUUUUCCUUUAAUCCUCUCCUUGCAUCCUUUCCGAACGUUUUCUCAUAGCUGCGGUGAUCUCCCUUACAUACUGCCCAACCGGUUCAACCUUAAGCUGGAUUCCCACAUAGUCAACUGCCAGCUCCCAAGUCUGCGCAUCAUCGAAUCCAUUAACCUCUUAGACUAUACCCCAAGGUUACGCUCGUAAGUCGAUUACUGCGUAGCAUGAGCGGCCAUUCUCCCACCAGAUUAGCUCUCAUGAAGAAGAGGCCGGUUGGACGAAAGCUCUCCUCAUUUGAGCAAGUCAUGUCUUUUGAAGAACGCAAGCCACAGGAAAAUGUAAAUUCCACCUCUCCAAGAGGUGGGUACGAGGAGGUGGGUGACAAAGACAGCGAUGACGGUACUGAACCGCAAGGGCCACCGACAUGGGCCAACAAUAACUCCCACACCUCGCAUUUUGCUCCAUAUCCUCUCCAACACCGGCCGCCUCCGGGGUUUAUGGUACCUCCAGAUAGUAACUUCUUACCACCUGGUAUGAUGAAUCCCCAGCAAUAUUCUUCUGGUUUUGGACAGUUCCCCCCGCAUAUGGUGCCUCCCCAGUACCUGCAGUUUCCUCAUCUACAGCCUCAAUCUACCCCAGACGAACCCCCCCAGUCGCCACCCAAGUCCGGAGGUAGAGAAAGUAACUCUCCAAGGUCUAAGGCGUCUAGCGAUGAUGAAGCGGAUGACGAUAAAAACCCCUCGCGUUCCGUGCUGUACGCACUGUCACACCCUCCGUUCCCGUACUUCUCCCAUGCUAACGGUAUGGGCUUUCCACCACCGCCCCCACCCGGCUAUCCAAUGAUGUUUCCGCCAUUUCCUAUGAUGCAUCCGAUGUUUUUCAAUGGCUCUUCCUUCCAGUUCUUUCCACCAAUGUCACCCAGAACAGCCGUAUCGACGUUGUUGACUGCGAGCGAGAAUUUGCCCGAAUUGGAUAUGGAUGUGGCAGGAACAGCUUGUGUGUUGUACGAUAUACAAAGUGCGUUGACGAAAGAAUGGAAGGAGGAGCAGAGAAAGUACAAUGAGGGAGAAGAUGACCACGACUCAGAGUCCUCAGCCUCAGAGGAGGUUGAUUUCGAAACUGUUGAGUAUGACCGCUACGCAUAUAAACGAUUUGAUAUCCUUCGAAAACAAAUUCCUGGGGAGUUUAUAUGCGUCCACGAAGAGGCCCAUAAAUCCGUAUCUCUCCGUUCAAGGAUCCCUAGAGAUGAUGUCUCAAGCAACGGUUAUCGCACUGAGCAACAGAGCACCGCUACAAAGCUUCCCACCAGGAAGCAGAUUCAGAGCGAUGUCUCGGACUUGUUGAAGAGCUACGAUCAAGACUUGAUUUACGCUAACGGGAACAAUCGGGAAAAGAGACGACAGAUUUUGUACUCUGCCUACUCCAAGUUGGAGGCCUAUAAUCAUAAGCACCAGGAAUUGUUAUAUAUGGUGCGCCGCCAAGAAUUGGUCUCGAAACUUGCCGGUCUUGAAGCCUGUGUCAAACCUUCGUACUCACAAAUGGUUCCGUUUGCCAGCUCUGCUGUAUCAAUCAAAGAUGAAGAAUUGGCGGAAAUAGAGCUUGACUUGUCGGAAGAGCGUGAUUUGGAACUCGUGCGCUUAAAAUACUUUGCCGAGUUCCAGAAGGCUCAAGAGGUUGUUUCGUUUCUCUCGCAGUGCCAGGAUAAUUUCGACCAAAUGCACGGCAAAACCAUCGAGAAGUUGCUGAAUUUAAAAGCCUACCUUGUUAACCAAAAAGAGGUUCUCGAGGAAGUGUUGGAAAGCCCUGAGGAUGACGAAUUGUUCAAACUCGGGACUAUAAAAUCCGAGAAAUUGGCCAAUCUCGGAUUCGGAUACUAUCUCAUGGAUUCGUCAAAAUUACAGAAUGUGUUCAAGCAAACUCUGGUAACCUCCAACGUGUUGCCACCGCCUGAACUCCUUCAUAAUGGUACCGUACCCUCAACACCAGCACCACUGAUAUUUGAGCCUCGAGAGUUGUCCUUCCCGAUGACAUCCUCGGAGUCCGAUUCAACUCUCUACAAGUCAGGUAAGGUCGCGGCACGAGAAGAAGCUGACGUAGUUGAUGCGAGUCUUCCUCUCGGUAAGAGAAGAGGUGGUCCCCGCAACACCCAGGCCACCGAUUCAGCUACCAAGCCAAAUGAUCCAAAGAGACCAAAGCUUGCUCAAGCGUCUCUGCAGGGCUCGUCUGUUGGGUUCAAGCUGGAGCAUCGUGCACCUGCAGAGUUUUUACCGAUGAUCAAGGAAGAAGAGUUGAUGAGCAUCAACAAACAUGUUACAGCAGAGUACAUCCGCGAUAAUAUCAAGUCCCACAAGGGAGCCCCGUCUCUGAACAGAAAGCAAGCACUGGAAAAGAAUACACACCACGCGACUCCUCCUCAGGAUACGGCGCAGGAAUUUAGCAGCUCGGAAUCAGAAGUUCUCGGUACGCACGGCUCCGGAAACGGCAGCAAGUCGCGGAAAGCGAGAAAUUGCAACCGAGUCAGCACUUUAAAGAGCCAAUUCGGAGGUGGCUUAGAUGAGCCCCAGGGUGAUAGCCAACGCGAGGGGAAGCUUUUAAACAAGAUCAUGAAACAGUACGUCUCCCCCGAUUCGUUAGAUACUGAAUCUAUUGACGCGGAUUUGGUUUUACUUGGAAGAGCAAGUCGAUGGUAAAUAAAAACACCCAAAAAGGUGACUCUUCAAUUAAUACGUAUUUACAAAGAGUAUACAUAUCUUUCGCUUAAUUCUAAAUCAUUAUUG